AUGAAUAGGUCGGUCCAUGUGGAAGUUUACCAAGAAAGAAGCAUCGAUCUGCCUCCUCCCACGGUCUGCAAUCUGCGUCCCGAGCCAAGUUGGAUGGACGCAGUCAUAACAUAUAAGGAGAGGAGAGAACUUCCCGAAGAUAAGUUGCUAGCCAGAACAUUGAAGAGAUACAACAACAGGUUCGUCAUUGAUGCCAAGGUAGAACUCAUGAGGAAGUCUUUCUCAACCCCACUACUGAAAUGCGUCGGGCCAACCGAGACAGACUAUAUCUUGAGAGAGAUCCACUUGGGUAUCUGUGGAAACCAUAUUGGGGGAAGGACCUUAGCACAUAAGACACUCCGAGCCGGAUAUUGGUGGCCCACCAUGAUUUCUGAAGUAAAGGCAAUGACAAAGAAAUGCGAGAAAUGUCAGAAGUUCGCCCUCGGCCAUCCACCAACCAGCUCAAACCUUGCAAUCAACAUUAUACCCCUUACCAUUUGCACAAUGGGGAAUGGACAUCAUUGGUCUGUUUCCCUCGGUUGUAAAUCAAAAGAAGUGAUUGAUCGUGGAAGUUGA
Messenger RNA from Spinacia oleracea (spinach), 555 nucleotides. RefSeq lists its product as uncharacterized. The record is from RefSeq and is a predicted model, not a curated record. The coding region runs from base 1 to 555 and encodes 184 amino acids. The transcript has a single exon. Lineage: Eukaryota; Viridiplantae; Streptophyta; Magnoliopsida; Caryophyllales; Amaranthaceae.